This is a messenger RNA of Pelobates cultripes (western spadefoot toad), 17492 nucleotides long. Lineage: Eukaryota; Metazoa; Chordata; Amphibia; Anura; Pelobatidae. The record is from the annotation of a GenBank genome assembly.
CUCCGAUUGGUCGGAUCGGGAGCCCCGCCCCCCAGGUGACGUCACGGCGGGCUGGCGGUAUAUAUAUGCUCGAGCCGCGGCGCGCUGCGAUCAAUCCCGAGGUUUCUCAGAGGUAAAAUGUGUCGUCCCGAUUCACAGCCAGUCACCGCAGAUUCGCUCGCCUUCUCCGCGUUCAAACGUGCCGCAGCCCUGCCGAUAGGACACUCCGAGCUCAUCCCUGAGAGGCGCUUUAGUAAAAAGCGUUCGUCCAUCGGCUGAUUAUUGCUGAGCCCGAGGCCCACAGACUCACACACCGGGACAGCGGGGCGAGACACAUGCCGAAAUCCAAGAAGAGGAGCGGCCGCGCCGCCGGUGAGUGAGGGGGGAAAGGCCUGAUUGCGGUGUUUGCAGGGGGCGCGGGGGCUGCCGGGAGUUGUAGUCCAGCAGCGCCAUGCUGUGGGGAGGCUUACGUGGCCCGCGCUCUCUGGGCGGAACUACAAGUCCCGUGAGCCUGUGCGCGCCGGCCAGCCGGUCUUUACCGGCAUUCGGGCGUGUGUGAGGGAGCUGUGGCUAGUAGCCGGGGGUUUGGCUACUGAUAAGGCCAGCGUGGCUCCAUGUAUGAGCUGCUCCUUAUUGGUGCCCGUUACAGCCCCCCAGGGGGAUCAGGCAGGAGCUAUGGGUGGAUUGGGGGGUUUAAAGGGACCAUGCCUGGCUGGGGGGAAUCAGGCAGGAGCUAUGGGGGGGAUUGUGGGGUUUAAAGGGACCAUGCCUGGGUGGGGGUGGGGAUCAGGCAGGAGCCAUGGGGGGGGGGAGGAAAUCAGGCAGGAGCUAUGGGGAUUGUGGGGUUUAAAGGGACCAUGCCUGGCUGGGGGAAUCAGGCAGGAGCCAUGGGGGUUUAAAGGGACCAUGCCUGGCUGGGGGAUCAGGCAGGAGCUAUGGGGGAUUGUGGGGUUUAAAGGGAACGUGCCUGGCUGGGGGUGGGGAUCAGGCAGGAGCCAUGGGGGGUUUAAAGGGACCAUGCCUGGCUGGGGGGAUCAGGCAGGAGCUAUGGGGGGAUUGUGGGGUUUAAAGGGAACGUGCCUGGCUGGGGGUGGGGAUCAGGCAGGAGCCAUGGGGGGAUUGUGGGGUUUAAAGGGACCGUGCCUGGCUGGGGGUAGGGAUCAGGCAGGAGUCACGGGGGAUUGUGGGAUUUAAAGGGAACAUGCCUGGCUGGGGGUGGGGAUCAGGCAGGUGCCAUGGGGAUUGUAGGUUUUAAAGGGAACAUGCCUGGCUCGGGCUGCUGUCCUGGUGCUGACGUGGAGUGUUGGUCUGUGUGCCAUGGCUGGGCCCUUUAAUACAGGCCCUGUAUAGCACUUCUCCAUUAGUCCACCAUGGAUGAUAACCUUGGCACAUCCAGCUCCAUUCCCCAUCAUACCCAGCUCUGACUCACUGAUACUGAGACAUGUACUAAGACACUGGCCACACUAGUUAUUUAUAGAGCAUUGUACUAGUUACUGGAAACAUCCACAUAGCUAUUAAGGACAUCAACCCUGAGGAUGCCAAGGUUCGCCAUCUAUGGCUUUUAAAAUGUGGGAAUUAAAAAUCUGUGGGUGGGUUGCAGCUAUUAUAUAAAUUAAAAAAAAAAAAACUAAACAUGCUUAUUUUGACAUCUGCAUCGGAUUACAGAUGUUUUUUGGGAUGUGUGGGUAGCAGGGCAUGGACUUUUUAAAAAAAAAAUAAAAUUAAGAAAUACAUUUCAUGUGCUUGUGCAAUUUUGAUUUCUACUUCCUUCUCUAUAGAUUGUUGUGCUAAUUUGCCAGUUAAGUCUUUUGUAACUAAUGACUUUGUGUAAACGUUUUGGAUUUCUGUUGAAAAUCCUUUUUAAUCACGAAUAAAAGAAUUGUGCCAGGGGACUCCAGGCAUUAUAUCAGAUUUUAUUGCCAUUUGUAUAGCGCCAACAGAUUCCGUAGCGUUUUACGAUAUUUAUGAACAUGAAUGUUUCCAGUGCCUGUGUCACUUACAGAGCAGUAGCUUGGAAAAGUUUAAAAAAAGUGUGCUGUCAAAUCCCAGGUUAGGCAGCAUUAUAAACACUCCUUGACUUGCAAGGACAGACUUUUUUGCCACAGCAUCAUUAGCUGUAGUGGUUCUGCUGCCCAGAGCUUUGAAACAUGUUCUUCACCUCCUCAUACUUGUGCAGAGAAACAGGACGUUUAAAAUAGAAAAAUCCCCCAAUAAAGAGGAAAGCAGUGAGAACCCUUUAAAAUCCAUUUGAUUUGUAAAGGAUUUGACUGUUUUCCUUAGUAUUUUUUUUAUUCUAUUCCAUAUAAGUUAUGGUUAUGCCCUUCACCAGGAUGUCUACUUUGGGAGAUUUUUUUUUUAAUGGGGCGCUUGGUGGCUUUAUAGGGGGCUGAUGCAUGCAAUAUUUAUCUAUGUAGGUUACUUGUCAGAAUAGAAUCUCACCCUAGAAGUUAUGCGGGAACUCUAGUUUUUUUCAGUACUAAACCUCCCUUGAUUAUUUGAAUGAAAUGGCCAGAGAAUCAAGGGAGUUGUAGUUAAGCAAUAUGUGGAGGUCCAGAAUCAAUAAAAAUUGAGUGAUCCAUACUUGCAAGUGUAAAUAAACAAAACAAGACCUAAACAAUGCAUCCAGCUGUGUUGUAAAUGUCCUGCGACUUUUAAAUCUCUGCAUAUCGUCUAAAUGUUUUAGAUUCAGUGUAUGUAAAUAUACUUUUUCAGAGGCAAAUAUUAUCACCAUCCCAAAUCAAAUUUAAAGGGACACUAUUUGCACCCAGACCACUUCAUCUCAUUGAAGUCUUAGAUUAACUAAACGUUUACAUUGCAGUGUCUAGCAGACAGCCACUAGAGGCACUUCCUGCAGUUUCAUGUAGUUUGACAUCGUGAAACAGCACUGAAUGUCGUCACAUUCUGUCUGAAGAUAUCCAGCGUGUUGAAAACUCCUUAGGGAAGCAUUUAUUCAAUGUUUUUCUAUAGGAAAGGCCUAAUGCAAUAGCUGAACAUGGUCAUUGGGUCACCUCCGCUGCCUGACAGGCGGAGCAUAACCCAUUGCCAGGGGACAUCGGCACUUAAAGGACCACUAUAGUGCCAGGAAAACAUACUCGUUUUCCUGGCACUAUAGUGCCCCCAGUCUCAGGGUCCCCCUCCCGCCCGGCUCUGGAAGGGGGAAAGGGGUUUAAACUUACCUUUUUCCAGCGCUGGGCGGAGAGCUCUCCUCCUCCGAUCUGCCCCGUCGGCUGAAUGCGCACGCGCGGCAAGAGCUGCGUGCGCAUUCAGCCAGUCACAUAGGAAAGCAUUCAUAAUGCUUUCCUAUGGACGCUGGCGUGCUCUCACUGUGAAAAUCACAGUGAGAAGCACGCAAGCGCCUCUAGCGGCUGUCAAUGAGACAGCCGCUAGAGGGAAUGGGGGAAGGCUUAACCCAUUCAUGAACAUAGCAGUUUUUCUCUGAAACUGCUGUUUAUUAAAAAAUGGGUUAACCCUAGCUGGACCUGGCACCCAGACCACUUCAUUAAGCUGAAGUGGUCUGAGUGCCUAGAGUGGUCCUUUAAAUCAAGAAGUGACAUAACUGUCUUUAGCCCUUUCUCAGCUUAGGGAGAGUGGCUACUAUAAUGCUAGGAAUACAACUUUGUCACACAUUCAAGAAGUCAUGGGAAAGAAUAUAGAUUUACCAGGGGAAUUCAAAGUUGGGUGACUGGAUAGGUAGGACCUAACCCAGCUAAAAAAAGCUGCAUCUCAAACCACUAUGGAAUAGACAAGGUCAGGAAAGUUUUUAUGCUUUAUAUAAUCUCUUUACAUGGCCGUAAAGGGGGUGGGCGGCAGAGAAACAGUGGAGUUACGAAUACAACUUUGUAUUCUGAACACACUAGUGGAUUUUUUUUAAUGUUUACAUGAUGGCAUUAUUUUACUAUAAGGUGUAAAUCGUCCUAAUAGUAUCUUGUCCUUAUGUGUCAUGUCUUUACAUGGGGCUAAUAUAUAAUAUUCAUUACUUAUCUCUGAAGCAGCAUCUCUAAUCAGUUAGGUUUUUUAAUCCUAUUUUCUACUUUGUUCACUUAAUCUUUGCUUUUGUGUGCUUGGCUGCAUUGAGAAAUCAUGUUAGUCUUGCUUAUCUCCUCCUUUCUUUAGCAGGUUAAAACUAUUAUCAGUAGGGUUUGAAAUGCAAUUAAUUUCACAAGUAAUUGGGACCCUCAAGGAUUCCCCAAACUCCAGCCCUCCAGAUGUUGCUGAACUACAACUCCCAUGACUCUAUGAAUGAAAUAGAUAGGCUGAGAAUCAUGGGUGUUGUAGUUCAGCAACAUCUGGAGAGCCAGAGUUUGGGGAAGCCUGACCCAUCCAGUUUAUUUACUAAACUGGGAAUUAUGUGCAAUAUUUACAAGGCCCAAUAUAGGAUGUUGGAGGCCAAAAUAACAGAAUUGCUGAAGUAGUGAUGUUGGUGAAUAUUUGCAACUCAGUGUAUUGGCUUUAAACUGGUAACUCCAUUAGAAUUCUAUAAAAUUUUUACUUUGGGGUAAACUCUAAAAGUGCGUGUGUUUAUAAGUUACUUGUGACGUGGGUAAUAAAAUAUAUUGAGCUAGAUCCUUCACUAGGCAAAAACUGUUAAAAUUUCCUGAAUCCCAUAAACUUUUGUGCAUCAAGUCAGACAUAAAAGCUUGUCAUAAGUAUGUAUUGAGUGAUUGUCAUAAUUUAAAGGAACACAAUAAUGAAGGAAAAUGUGUUCCUGUCACUAUAGCUGUAAUAUAACUGUGGGCCCUCAGCCCGCCUGUCUAAUUUAAAUGGUGAGUUUAUUCACCUUUAUUACAGUGCCACGUGGGUCUGCCCCAAUCUGCCUGCUUGGCUGAGAUCAUCAAAAUUGGCUCUCGGUCAAUACAUGCUUUUGUGCAUGUGCAGCUAAGCACCGCACUGGCCAAUCGGCAUCUCCUCAUAAAGAUGCAUUGAAUCAGUACAACUCUAUGGGGAAUGUUUAGUGUCUCCAAGCACUGCUUUUCUCUGAAAGGGUAGUGUUUACAUUAAAACGCCUGCAGUGGCAUGCAAUAGACGCUAUAACUUCAUUAAGUUGUAGUUGUUCUGGUCACUAUAGUGUGUUUUCAUUGACAUCUGUACAUAGGUCUACAUUUAUUUUACAUCCAUCAAAGAAACACUAGAACGUUAAAUAGAGGUGUCUGUAAUGUUGGUGUUUCUUGCUUUGUUUAGGUUACUACUCUUACAUGGGUGGGGCAGGGCUGACAAUUGUCUGAGGAAAAUUAGCUGACUGGUUUGCAGAGCGUAAGCACAUAAAGUGUUGCUUCAGAGUCAAACUCUGUGACCCUCCAGGAAGCACCUUUAGUGGCUAGUGCUAGACUGCUACUAAAGGCAAUCUUAGUCCUGCAAUGAUUCACUGAUUCUGUAAAACUACAAUGUUUUACAUGGCUGGACUAAGGGGACUGACGGUGCACCCAGACCACUUUAAUGAGAUGAAGCGGUCUGGGUGCCUAUAGUGUAGAAGCCCCUUCUUAAGGGCUUCUAUUUAUUAUGGGAUGCAGUGAAAAACACAUCUACAUAAACAGUGUUUUUUAACUAUAUUACUUGAACCAGUGCUGAUAUUACAGGUAUUGGAUGCUGUCUCAUAAUGCAAAUCAUGUUUUAAAACAUACUCAAAGGGCAAUAACCACUUUCUAAACAGUUGAUGUUGAACCAGGUAUAAUGAUAGCUGCCUGUUAGCACCAUAACCAAUGUAAUGUUGUCGUGUUUAUGCUUGGUGUCCCUUUAAGGCAGCGGUAUAGAUUCUUGCGAAUCAUUAGUCUGUGCUUACUCAUGCUCUUUGACUGGAUGAGAUAAAGGGGCUUGGUGCUAACAGCUGAUGUGCCUGUCAUAGUUCUUGUGUUCAUAGUUGAUGACAGAAGCUAGCUCUUUAAUGGAAUGAACUCUAUGUGAGUAUGCAAUAAUUAAACGUUACUCAGCUGUUUAAAUGCUUGGUGGGUCUCAUUAAGGAUACCUAAAGAUUAUGCUGUUCUUAAUGCAGUGCAACGUGAAAUAACAAAUUUUUAAGACCAGUUUUUGGAUUGGCCAUCCACUAAGGUUUUUUAAAUAACCAAUACUGUAAUAGCCAGGAACUGAUAAGGUAACUCUUCUUGCUUUGUAAUUCAAAUUUUACAACCAUAUUCAUACCAAUUUGUAAUUACCAAUAUUAAGGUUGCUUAAUAAGUAAAUAAGGCUCUACCAAUGGUAAAGUUGUACUUAUUGUACAAUUUCUUUAAAUAAUUUCCCAUUUUUAAAUAGUAUUGGAUCAUUAAUAGUACUUGUAUGUUUACCCCUUUUCCUCGUUUUUGUUUUAUCAUAUUUAAAACUUUCAAUAAAACAUGUGAAAAGAGAGAAUUCUUUAACAGGUUACUAGCUUGCUUUUUUUGUACCUAGUUUGUUUUUAAGGAGAAACUGUGUAUAAUUAUUCGGAUAACAUGACUUUACUACAUUCAGAAACGUAUUGAGAUUUUUCAGAUGACCGGUUUAAUGACUGACUACAGCAUAUUGAGUGCGUUUGCCGCCUUACCCUGGAUUAGUGUGUACACUUAGUCCGCAAACAACUCCUAUGCAAAACACUUUGACUUCAAACCUAAACACCCUUUAUACCAUAAACGUGGACUAAUGACUCCUUUUAAAUUUGAUAUAUUUAUCAUAAUGCAGCUUUUUUUCAACUGUUUUCUUGAUUUUGUUAAAUGUCAUAUUUUGCAAGUAACCCAACCAAUAAUAAGAAUCUAGGAACGUUUGUUGGAUUCAUGCAAAUCUUGUACCUGUAUGAAAUACAGAGUUCUUGUAGGGGUGUUGUGAAGGUAAACGCAAUACUAGGUAGAAUUUACAGUGACUUGGCAAUAGUUGGAAUUGCUGAUGGAUUCGAAUUCUGCUGUUUUCUAUGGGCCACAAUAGAUGUAUUCCUUAAGAUACUAAUUACAUAUGUAGUACUGUGUUAAUGAUGGACUGUAACAAAAUGGCCGGAGGCUGUAGUACAUUCCCGUUUAAGAUGGUCAGUCCUAAUGUAGUCAAUAGAUGGGCCUUUAUAAGAAUAAACUAGCCCCUAUAUGGUGGUGUCAGACUGUAGGCAGCUAAAUUUUUAACUAAAUGUGAAUGUUGAGAAACCUCUGAACAUGUUACUGUUUUUACUAGUUGAAUACUGUGUAGGGCGUGCACAUGUAGAUAUGUGCUAAAAUGACCUUAGCUUGCCAUUAUCUCUGUGCUUCCUGCUCAUUACAAUACUGCAUGACAACUGAUAAUGCUAAGGGGUGAUGCAAAUCAGCAACUAACACUAUCGGCUAUUUAAUGAACAUGUGCAAAGACUUGAGGAGCAUUUGUUGACUCCAAUAUAUACUGAAAUCUAGACUACAUUCCAGUUUUACAGGUAAACCGGGAAUUCGAACUAAGUGUAUUGCUUGCAUUGUUCUUGCCUAUGGUUUAAUUAUUCAAAGAUGCUAUCCUCGUCUAAAUAUCCCAGGGUCAGCUGUUUCUGCAGAGACUGUAAAUGGAAACCUGUCUAUUGUCCGAUCGUUGGACAUGGGAAUGGUCAUGCUAGAGCUUGCCAUGAUUUAAAAAAUCCAGUUGGUUGGAAUGUAUUUGUAGAAUUAAAACACACACUUUCAUGUUUGCACAAAUCAGGAGAUUUUCAGGAUGUGGAACAAAUUGUGUUCUUGCAGCUUUAGUUCUCAGAUAAUUGAAGGCUAAAGUCGUACUGACCAGUUGACUGAAUAUUUUCUUUUUCAUAAUUGUGUGUUCCACUUUCCAACAUGCUUGUACCUUGUGAUGGCUUGGUGAUCAAAUGGAGACACUUUGUCAUUUCAACCGGUUCUUAGAAUAGUUUCUUUGCAUUUGGACCACAAAUUACAGCUAAUAUGGGAACAAGUUUGGUAAAACAGUUGAGCUGUUGGUGCGCCGGUUGUUUCCAUCAAUGCCAAUUACUAUAUGGCUUGGCUUUUAAUUUUAUGCUGUCAUGGUUGCUGAUUUGAUAAAGUUUAAACUAACAUUUGUUUCAAUCUUCAUCUUUAUAGUAGAGUAGUGAAUGUAUCUGCAAUUCAGUGUGUGUGAAAGUUCCUUCUCUUCAAUGUAGACUAGAGGUGCCCAAAAGGUAAUCCCCAGAUCUUGUAGAUCUAAGAGUACCAUGAUGCUUUGCAUGCUCUUAGAAUGAACAAGGAUCAUGGGAGUUGUAGUUUAACUUUUAGGCACCUGUGUGAUUAUUGAAAAUCACACAACUUGUGUAAAUCCGUAUCCUGUAAUGCUAAAGAUUUAGCAAAUAACCUCACAAACUAGUUCCAUCCUGGCACAGCCAGGGCAGACAUUAAAAUGGGGAGAAAUAGAAACUUUUUUGCUGACUGCCAGCUGCAAAGGACAAUACUAUUUAACAAUUGACAGGAAGCUAAAAUGGCAGCACCCAGCUGCGGGGUGGAGUUUUUAUUUUUAUUUUUCACAUCUCACAAACUUGUUACAUGUAGCUAAUAAAUGUGUUAAAAUGCUAGGAAGCAAGUUUCACUUUAAGCUGUCUGAUACUUAUGGUUGUUAGCCUAAACAUACUGAAGUCUGCAGCUUGAUGCCAUUGAAAACCUUUUGUCCUUGUUAUGUAAAGGGACUAACUUUUAUCAUAUCAAAUUCUAGUGCUUUGGGUUUUGUUUUGAAUUUUCUAUUUUAAUUUUAGGUGGCCGGUCCAAAAAUGUACAGCCGUUUAGUGAUGAGGAAUCCUCAAUUGAAACAAUGAGUCGCUGUAGUAGUUUCAGCGAUGUGGCCAGCGUUGCUGAAGAUGGUAUGUCUAAAAAUAAUUGUAAGGGGAAAGGAAAAAAAUUCCUUGGUUUCCAUUUUUUAUUUUUUUACCAUAUCUGUACCCUUUCUCCUGUAGGUGGAGAGGUUGAUGAAGAAGCAACUCAGGAAGACUUUGAAUACAAAAUGAAAGGACUAAUUGAACUCACAACAGACAAGAGGUAUGACGUCUGCUUCAUCUGUAGAAACCCUACAAGAACACCUUUCAGUUUUCAUGUAGCUGCAUAUUUAAAGAAUUUUCCAGCUACAUUUAUGAACUUUAGUUGGAAUCGUUGGUUUUUAAACAUGUUGAUUUCCAUCCACAAUGAAGAAAUCCUGUUUAGAAACUUCCAUCCUAUUAAUGAAGUGGUUGGGAACUUUAUUGAAGGUUCACACUUGUUCAGUGUUGUCAUGGAAUCUCGACUGCAUCCAUUACUUCCUUUUUUUACUUGACUUUGAUUAUAAUUCUUAGAAUGAAGGUUUAGAAACUACACUAAUCUAGACUUAUAAAUUGCUUGUUCAGGUCAGUUUCAUUGGGAUUUACUUGAGACAAACCGUGGCAUUCCUUCUUUUAGAACACUGUAACUUAUAAAUGAUUUUAAAUUGCAAUAGAUUCAUAUUUAAGUUUAUAUCCAGUUUUAGAGGUGAAUUGGUGCUAUUUGAUUAGAGACACUUGCCAAGACCUUCAGGAUUUAGAUUCUUUGUGACCAAAUAAUCUGAUUACAUUUUUUUCUUUUCCUUUAUUUUUUGUAAGAGCAAUAUUCUUUAGCCAUACACAAAUGCCCUACUAUGAGACCAGCAAUAAACACUGCAAAUUUUCUUCCACUUCUUAUAGUGCAAAGACAAGACAAGCUGCACUUGAAGGAUUGAAGGCUGGGAUGUCAUCCAAGUUGUUAAGUGACUUUAUUCUAGAACGAAGAAUAACACUAACUGAUAGCAUUGAGCGUUGCUUGAAAAAAGGUAAGAUUUUAACCAAUUUACUGCAUCCUAUUAAAUAUCCUUGGUUAUAGACUUUUUUGCCUGCCUGUAAUAUGGCAGCGUUAAGCCUACAUAAUUUAAUGGCAUAACUUAAGUAGAGUAUAAAGGUAAAAUGAAGUGAUCAUUUAUGAACAGUCUACGUGUUGAAUCCUUUGUGGACUAAGGAGGUAUGACAAGAUCUAGAUUUAACCUGGUCCUCAAGGGAGAAAUUGAGUGCAAGUGGCGUCUCCCACAAAAACAUAACUUGCAGCUCCUUAAGUCAUACUCCAUGGCUCUCUAGGUAAAGUUAACUAGGAGCACAUGUAUUCAUUUACACUGCUUUGUGCCAGUUCCUUAUGGAGAACAUCUUCAAACGGCACUCCUGCAUUACAGAAUAUUGGGACCUGGACAGUGGGAAAUACAUGACACUGGAAGAAUUGGAUGUUUUUGUUUAGUGUUGCCAUUGGAAAAGUAAUGGUUGCUUUUACUACACUCUUUAUGUGGAAGAAUAACCUGCAUGUGUCUGUUUCCAGGUAAAAGUGAAGAGCAGUGCGUGGCUGCAUCUCUGGCUUGCCUUCUAUGUUGUCAGCUUGGCGCAGGAAUUGAAUGCGAGGAGGUUUUCCGAUCUCUGGCACCAAUUCUAAGAACAAUAAUUUGUGACAGAAGUGCAAACACCCAGGCACGCCAAGCUGUAAGUAAUGCUCUGGAUCAACCAUUCCAUAUUACUGCCUUGUAUCCAAUUAGAAUUGGAAGGUUUCUGCUAAAUGUUUUAUACUUCACUGCCACCCACAAAGGACCAGUACAGGUAAAUCCACCCUCCUGCAGAGAUGUCAUCGCUGGGUCUUUGCAAAGGCCUCUAAUGGGGUGACUGUGCCGCUUUAAACUUUGAAAUGCUUAACGUGUGUUCACUUCUAUUUUAGCAAAAUUUAAAAUACUGUAAGUCAACUUAACUUUUCUUCCCCCCUCCAACAGUGUGCAACCUAUCUGGGUCUCUGCUGCUUUAUUGCCAGUGAUGAUAUUGAGGUAAGAAUGGAGCUGUAUUAUAUGUAGGGAGGGAAGUCCUUGCUGUUGGGUUCUUGUAGUAAGUGUGAAUUAUGACUUUCAGGAUUUGUACUCCGCGAUGGAAUGCAUGGAGAAUGUCUUCACCAAGCAAUAUCAUUCCGAAAAUGGAGCUGAUAAAUGUUCAGCACUUCACAUCCAGGCUCUCCAAUCGUGGGCUCUGUUGCUGACUAUCUGCCAUACCAGUGAAGUAAAGAAGAAACUAGAUAUGUAAGUAAACUGCUUCUUGCAAUGCUGAAUUGAUGCUGCACCAUGACCUUCAAUAGAAUGCUUAUAAAGGGGUUAUAGAAACUAACAUAUGACUAAUCCACAACUGCUGCUACCUGAUGCACUGCCAUUUCCUUCUCAUGGUUUUACCUAAACUCAUUCUUAUUGCUUGAUCGAUUUACUUAAUAUGGAUUAUUUUUGGGGGAUAGUUACACCAGGAAAGCCUUUAACUUGUUGAAAAGUCAUACUUCACACUUUUAAUGUCUUAUUUUAAUGUUCUGCAUGCUGAUGAAUCUGUUUCACUCUUAACAGACAUCUGAACAAACUACCAAGGCUGUUAUCUUGUGAUGAUGUGAACAUGAGGAUUGCAGCUGGGGAGACUCUGGCGCUCUUGUUUGAGCUGGCACGGGAAGCAGAUGCAGUAAGUACUUUAUCUAUUGGCAUGUAUUGACCAGGGUUAUUGGUCAGACUAGCGCUAUUUUAUAAAUCUGUGUAUAAAGUAAACUGUAGUGGCACUGAUCUACAGUUAAAUACUCAAACAUUUAUCUUGAGUUACUGGGAGUCACAUAUGUAAUUUAUGCUUUAGCUUAAUUUUGCAUUUCCUACUCUGCUUUUAUAGUCUUCUGAGCUACAUAGCUGUUAAUGUCUAAUGUCUAAAGUGGAAUUUGUAGAUGGUUUGCCAAAAUAACAAUUAUCGAAUAUACUCUUGGCAGCUUAAAGGGACACUGUAGGCGCUAUAACUAUUUAAUAUCAUUAAAUUGGUUAGUGCCUGGAGGCCCCAGGCACUUGCUCGGAGUUGGCACUGUGAUGGGCUGAAAGCUGUCAGCUCAGUUGCCUAUGCUAAUACUUCCUUAUUUCACCACACAGCACAGAGGGUAAGGGCUGCUGAGGACUCUCAUCUAAGAUUACAUUGAAAAACUGUUUAAUGCUGAAUAAAGAGCGUGCCAGGGGACUCCUAAAUAUUUAUAUAAUUACUUCAAUGGGACUUUUACAUUUUAGUGUCCCUUUAAAGCUACCUUUAAAACAUGCCAUACCACCUGAAUGAGAGCAGCUAAAUUUUUUACCAGAAGUGUAUUAAGAGGACCACUUUGCUAGUGACUGAAAGAAACUAGUGUGGUUAGUUUUUAAACAUUGAAUGUAUUGUCGUGCAUGUGGUAUUAAUGUGACUUUCCGAAACACUUGGCUUUCUUUUUUUUUAAACUUUGGUUUUCAAAAAAAGCAUGCAGUUAAAUGAGCUGGGGCACAGGAAAACAAUGUCACCUUGGUUACACCAAAUAUUGCUGUGAAUGUAAACUAAUACAGUCCUCUAAACAUGUAUACAAAAUAGAUAAAUAUAAAUUUACAAAAUACAUGCUGCAAAUGGCAUAAGAAUUGACUUUCAUAAUACCAGCUAUUCUCCAAUAUUCCUUUUUAUAAAACUUUAAUACCACAAAGUGGGAUGUUGCAUUCACAUGGUCAUGUCUUAGAAGUUUGUUACAUUCAUAAACUUUGAGGUUUGUGCUAAAUUACCCACCACUGCCUCCUGUGUGAUCUCUGGUAAUGGACAAAUUAACUGCAAAGGAAGAAGCACCCCUGUAGCAUAACUUCUGAUUUUUAAAACCUUUAUUACAGAAAACAUGUAUCAAGUUUACUUCAUAUCUAUAUGUAUGGUGGAGACAAGGACUUGUGAUUCCUCUCUCCUCUGAGGUGGGCUAUGCAUACUGUUGCAGCAUUUGAUGUACUCUCUGCAUGGUGCUGGAGUUGGGAGAGGGCUGGUGACUUAAAACUGAAAGUGCCUCUACCAAUCCCUAAGCUGGUGGUCCAGGCUACCCUUCCCACCCAUAAAUUUCCCCUCAUGGGGGGCUGGAUAUAAACGCUGGAAACUUUGAUCCCGGUCUGUCACUGAAAACUUUGUUGUUGUUGUAUUGUACGGGGCUUUUGGUUUGAAGACUGGCACAUGUUUUCUCAGUUUUUAUCUUGGUGUGUUUAUCAUAACUUUAAAGUGUUUUUCUCAGAUUAUUUUUCUUUGUUGCAGGAAGUGCCUUAUUCUUGAUGGUACAGUGUUUUCAUGAAAACUGGCUAACCUUUUUGCCGUUUGCAUUCUUGAACAGUUCUCAUGGUGACCUGUUUUCCUAAUUAUGAGCUCCAUGUAACACAUCCACAUUGGCCCAGAUGGACAGCGCCUGUGGGAAAGAUGUGUGGGAUGGUUUCUGAAUACGGAGACGUGUGGUCAUCCAGCAAUCAGAAAUGUUUGGGUUUAUCACUUUGCAUAUUUUCCAGAUGUUUCAGUGCUUCUCACAGAUCAUGAGUGCACAUUUAAUUAAAGGAGUAGUCUAGGCACUAUAACUGCUACAUGCUGAUAGCGCUUCAAUGCUGAACGCUAUCUCCAAUUGUUAAACUGUUUUCAGUUUGACCCAAAACUCUGAAGUACCCAGGUUGAUCCACAUUGGUAAUAUCAAUUUAUCUAACCCAUAUUUGGACAGAAUUCGUUGGCGGAAUGCAUCAACUGAUGGCUCAGCCAAAUAAAUGGUGUUGAAAAUAUGGAAGAAAUUGAUUUGGCUAGUGCGCAUGUGGAACUUCCAAGUUUGCAAUUUUGUGGCUGCCUUUGGUUACCUGGUUUUGGUCAAACUGCUAAAAUCCUUUUAACAACCAAAGGACACCACCUGGAGCCUAAUAGUACUGUAAUGCCAGUGUUUGCAUGUAGUAUCUAUGGUUCCUUGACCUCUCCUCUUGGUUUUGAAACUGUUCUGAAAAUAGUGAUUUGAUAAAGAACUUGAAAUGCUAUAGUCUGUUGGGUCAAACUUUAAUCCAGAGCCCUGGAUACUCUAGUGGUGGUUGUGCUCUUACCCUUAGUAUUUACACAUGUGCAUUCAAAAUGGAGCGCAGGACUAACUUUUUUCAAUUGUCUAGGACUUUUUUUAUGAAGAUUUGGAGCCUCUUACUCAAACACUGAAAGCUCUUGCAACAGACUGCAAUAAACAUCGGGCAAAAGUAGACAGAAGGAAGCAAAGAUCUGUCUUUCGCGAUGUCCUCAAAGCAGUUGAGGUAGUGUAACGAUUUUAUUUUAUCCCGGUUUCAAAAUAUAACUACUUGUAUAAAUUGUCAAAUUUCUUGUUUCUAAAUAAAAAUAAAAAAUAAAAUAAAACCUAAAACAUGGCCUGCAUAUAGUCUAGCCUUUAAUCAAAAGGGAUUUUGCAUAUAAUCUUUGCUUCUGGGAAAAGAUUGAAAUUGUGUAAAAUUUUACUAUUUAAUUUCUUGCAUUACACUGGUUUAAAAAUUAGACUUCUGAGAACUAGUUUGUCCUAGUUUCAAAUGUAUAAAAACAAAUGAUUGUAAGGAACCUAAUCUGAAAGGAAGCAUCUAGAUUUCAAAGCACUUUGCAAAACUAUCUAGAACUGUCCUCCCUGCAGAAACGUUCCCUAUAGAUAUGGGAAAACGGUGAAGCUAGUGAGGGGUCUGACCAUGCCUCAGCAUUUGCCUCAACAGCUUAGUUUUGCAACAAGUGUUAAAUAUCACAUCUGGACUUGACAGAGCAUUUUUUUUUUUUAACAGGAAGGUGACUUUUCGUCAGAAUCAAUUCGGUUUGGAAGAGAGCGAAUGCAUAUUGACAGCUGGGUGAAGAGGCUUACAUAUAGCAUAUUCAAAGAGCUGUUUGGAUCUGGCAUGCAAUAUCAUCUUCUGGUAAGGACAAAUGAUAUGGCCAUUAAAGUAUCAAUUCCUGCAGCCUUUCUGUGCUUUUCUGGUUUCUUUAAGACCUCAUAAUAGUCAGCAGAUCUUUUAGUCCUGAUUUGAAACUGUGUGCUGCAGGGUUACGUACAUUGAAGUAACUUUCCAUCCUAGCAAAUAUCUAGACCUUCUUCCGUAUACUUUAAUAAACUCUAUUGAAAUGCGAAGGGCCCAUUUUAUAACAAGAUGUAAACCUGUCUAACAGAACUAGAACAGUCAGAUUGCACAACCUGAGAGCAAACUAAAAUGUGUUAAAUGUCUGAACAUGACUUUACUGUUCAAAUGUCAUUGAUAUGGACUAUAUAUAAUUUUCUCUUUAGACAAAUGUGUUCUUGCGCAGUAUUUUUGAACUUGGUCCUCCUUUGCUCUUGGAUAAAGCUGCUAUGGAGGAGAUGAAAAUUUCUCGUGAUGAAAGGGUAAGUUAUAUAGAUCCUGGCAGUCAACUAGUAUGAGAUCUGUGAAUCCUAUAUGGCGUUAAAGCCUCUUAAAGGACCACUAUAGUGCCAGGAAAACACUCGUUUUCCUGGCACUAUAGUGCCCUGAGGGUGCCCCCACCCUCAGGGACCCCCUCCCGCCCGGCUCUGGAAAGGGGAAAGGGGUUAAAACUUACCUUUUUCCAGUGCUGGGCGGAGAGCUCUCCUCCUCCGUUCCUCCCCGCCGACUGAAUGCGCACGCGCAGCAAGAGCUGCGCACGCAUUCAGCAGGUCGCAUAGGAAAGCAUUUACAAUGCUUUCCUAUGGACGCUGGCGUGCUCUCACUGUGAAAAUCAGUGAGAAGCACGCAAGCUCCUCUAGUGGCUGUCAAUGAGACAGCCACUAGAGGAUUAGGGGGAAGGCUUAACCCAUUCAUAAACAUAGCAGUUUCUCUGAAACUGCUAUGUUUAUUAAAAAAUGGGUUAACCCUAGCUGGACCUGGCACCCAGACAACUUCAUUAAGCUGAAGUGGUCUGGGUGCCUAGAGUGGUCCUUUAAGAAUCCCGAUUUUUAAAUGUAACUAAACAAUCCUAAAUUUGAUAUGAAAUGGUUUUCAAAAAUCCUAGCCUGCGACCUUAUGCCACUCAUGGAACCGGUUCACCCUGAUCAAGUGGUAUUUGUUCCAGGGAGAGAAAGGAAAUACCACCAUGGUUCACAAUCUUAUACAUGCAAAGCAUCAGGAACUUCGACUGUAUUCUUUCCCAUUCAGAGAAGGCAUUGGAUAUGAUGGAAUUUUCUCUAUUUACCAUGUUACAAUACUGUGGAUGAACUGGAUUGAAGCUCUAUACUCAUCCCCCUAGUGCUAGAAUGUUUCAAUGGGCAGUUAGUCACCCAUACCUACUAAAAAGGCACAACACAGGUGCCACCAACACUCAUGCCCAUUCACAUGGGUUAAUAUAUCAAAUACCUAGGCAUAACCAUAUCAACUAAUCUGACCCAAUUGUAUGAACCACUUUUAAUACAUUCUGUAACAUCUUAAAUUAUGCCAUCCCAUUUCAGAUGGCUCUGUAGAAUCAAUAUCUACCUGGUUUCCUUUAUUUACCCUAAAUAUUACUAUACCAUUUCAAAGACUUCUCUUUAAAAAAUUUUUAAACAGGGUCUUCAGAACCUGAAAUAAUUGGCUUUUGUAAACUAAAGCCAAGGUGACUUAUCCAUCUUAUCUGUCUACUUGCACUUGUUCAGUAGCUGCUGAAUUUGCAGUUUUGCUGCCUGGAAAAAACAUAUCGCUAUUUGUAUAAUAAAGUCUAGUCUGCCGAGAACAAUUUUCCAUACAGAGGUUUUAAAAACUAAACAAGUUUAAAUGAAAAUUUAUUUUUCAAAAGUGAAGAAAUAUACUGCGUCUUUGUCCUGUAGUGCUGUUCUGUGACUUUUAUAAAUAACGAUUUUUAUUUUUUCUUACUAGCACAUGAACAACUCUGCUGCAUUCAAAGCCCGCACAAAGGCUAGAAGCAAACUACGUGACAAGAGAGCAGAUGUUGGCGAGUUCUUCUAAAUAUUCAGGAUAGGAUCAAGCUUGUGUGUGCAUUCACCCAUAACAAACCUAGUUGCUCAGACCUUUGUGAUAAGUUCAAGUAAAGUGAUUUACCUUGUGAAGCAAUAUUGAUGUUUCCUAUGCCAGUGACCCUUGCUAAUUUUAGUCACCUGAUCCUGGCUCUAUUGUGUUAAUCACUUUUCUAUUUGUAUAUUUACACAUGUAGGCUACCCACAUACUACACGCUGAUCAGGAACUUGCUAACCCUGUAAAUAUACAUACAUAUGCAGUGUGAUUAGCUGUAUUUGUGUAUGGUGUAUAUACUUAUGACUUUAAAAUGUAGUGUACACAUUUUAAUCUAUUACCAAGCUCAUUAACUGUAAAUAACCUUGCAUUCAGAUCCAGUUAUACAAAGAUAUAGACUGCAUAGUGCAUAGCCUCUUAUAAACUACAAAUAACACAGCACUAGCAUUUUCACUGUGAUUGUCUUUAAAGAUUCAGCUGUCUGUUAAUAAAAAUUAUUUUGCCUUGGCCAUCUGAAGUUUGUUUUGAGCAUGUAACACUAAACGAACAUCCGGUUACAAGAAGGUUUAAUGUUUGGGUCAGGUCCAACUGAUUAAGGCUGUGACCAAAGGAAUAGAAACCUGUAGCUUUGAUUGUUCAUUCCCAAUCCUAGCCACUGUAAUGGAGGCCUCCUGUUUCUAAAACACCUCCCUACUUAUUUGAAAUGCUGACCCACAGUUUAGCUUAUUUAAACUAUAGAAAUGGGAACAUUUUUAGUAGCAAUGUUUGGGGAUCUUACAUUGUCACACUGAAUUUUGUUCAAUUUAGAAGUUUGGUUAGACUUUAAGAAUGAAGCAUCUGUUUGAACCCAAUACAAUAAACAAUCUAUAAAUGUCUGAUUA